CCCGCCCGCCCGCCGCGGCCCAGGGGCCCGUCUUGCCCGCUCGCUCGGCGGCGGCAGCAGCAGCAGCAGCGGCGGCGGUCACGGGCAGGGCACGAACUCCCUCACGCACGCAGGCAGGCGGGCGGCGGCAGCAGCAGCGGCCCGGACCCGGAGCGGCGGUGAAUAAAAGCUCUUCAAGUCUGCAAUAAAAAAUGGCCUCCAAUAAAACUACAUUGCAAAAGAUGGGAAAGAAACAGAAUGGCAAGAGUAAGAAAGUGGAAGAAGCAGAGCCCGAGGAGUUUGUGGUGGAAAAGGUGCUGGACCGGCGAGUGGUCAAUGGGAAAGUGGAAUAUUUCUUAAAAUGGAAAGGAUUCACAGAUGCCGACAACACGUGGGAGCCCGAGGAGAACUUGGAUUGUCCUGAGUUGAUUGAAGCGUUUCUGAAUUCUCAGAAGGCCGGCAAAGAAAAAGAUGGCGCCAAGAGAAAGUCCUUAUCAGACAGCGAGUCGGAUGACAGCAAGUCCAAGAAGAAGCGUGAGUCGGCUGACAAACCGAGAGGCUUUGCUCGGGGCCUUGAUCCAGAACGAAUCAUUGGUGCUACAGACAGCAGCGGAGAACUGAUGUUUCUCAUGAAGUGGAAAGAUUCUGAUGAGGCCGACUUGGUGCUGGCCAAGGAAGCAAACAUGAAAUGCCCUCAGAUAGUCAUCGCCUUCUACGAGGAGCGGCUGACCUGGCACUCCUGUCCUGAAGAUGAAGCACAAUAAUCAUUGGUGUUGCUUUUUAAAACAUAUACAUACAUACAUAUAUAUAUAUAUGUGCUUAUAUAUAUAUAUAUUAUACAAUCUGGAUCUCAGUUGCAUUCUUUGAUUUGUUAACAGUGUGAGCACCAUCUACAUCUAAUGAGAACUGAGUUGGUAGGUUUUUAAGUAGGUUUUUGUUUUUGUUUGAUUUGUUUUUUGUUUGGGCUGGUUUUUAUUUUGCAUCAACAGCACUGGUAACUGAACAAGUAAAUACAAGCUUUCUGCAUUUACUUAACGUUGAUCACAGAAGAGCAUUUGAUACGAUGGAAUUAUUAACUUCCUCCACAGUAGAGAAAAACUUUUAUAAAUACUGAUUAAUACCUUCUGUGUAGUCACUACUCUGAAUCCUAAGAAAUGUUUAGCCCCCAUGUAUGCCUAAGGUUAGCUCUCCAAGAAAAUGUUGUGUCCGUGUAGAAUUUUGACAUUUCACUUGAAAUCCAACUUACUAAUUAAAAGCUACAUUUUAUACCUAGAGGCAGCCAUUUCCCAUUAUUGUUCUGUUCCUCCAGACUGACAGAAAAUAUCCUGUCUUCACUUUUCCAAACACUAACUGUUUUUAAAGGGAACAGAAUGAUAAUGUGGGCCCUUUGCAGCCUGGCUGGAGUGCUGGCAGUAAUGCUCAGGCGCCCAGAUACACCCAGGAGGCUGCUCCACAUUGAUCCAGAAGGGAUCCUCUCCCUGAAGCCUUGUGGGUCAGAGCCCCAUCUGCCAGGACUUGGGGAAGGCUGACCAGGCUUGUUUGCAGCUGACAUCUCGAUCAUUGAUGGUGUCCAGUCCUAGGUUAGAAGCACGCAUGGGUAAAUGCUGUGGAACUAGAACCAUUUUGGCCUUGAUUUUCAGAGAGACUCGGACUUCUGCUUCGGUGUCCCAUCUUAUUUUACUAACCAAAGGUCCUCUUUUAAUCAUGUAGUAACCCCCCUAUCUGCUGGAACUUCAGUAUUCUGCCCAAAGGGCAGGCCUUUGCAGCGGGGGUGUUUUCCUAACUAUGGGCAUAAAUGGGGAAGCAAACACACCCAUGUUAGGUAGUCUCUAUACUCUCAGUGUGCAUGUUUUUCCUUCUUUAUCCCACCCCAUCCCUUCACCAUGUAGAACCAGCCUUUUGAGUAUUUCCGUCGCUUGGCUCUGUGGGAGUCAGGCAAAAAUAAAUAACUUUGUAGUCAUUGGAAUGUUAUACAACUGUAUAUUGUUUACUUUAUUGUAAAUACUGGUGAACAGUGGUCAAUAAAUAGUUUUAUAUUCUUCCUUUACA
Molecule: messenger RNA, 2028 nt
Organism: Dromiciops gliroides (monito del monte)
Lineage: Eukaryota; Metazoa; Chordata; Mammalia; Microbiotheria; Microbiotheriidae
Gene: CBX3
Product: chromobox 3
Exons: 6
Coding region: 192-743 (183 amino acids)
Biological process (GO): chromatin organization; negative regulation of transcription by RNA polymerase II
Cellular component (GO): pericentric heterochromatin; nucleus
Molecular function (GO): chromatin binding
Source: RefSeq, a predicted model, not a curated record